AUAUUAAACUACACUUGCCUUUCUAAAAACCCUUUAUUUUUUUUCCCAUCCCUUGAAAUGACAAGUAUUAACCCAUUGAAUGAAAAGGUAUCCAUGAACAACCCAAUGACUACAAACCCAAUGAAUAAUAUGUCAAGUGGAUCUGCUGCCAAUAGGAUGCACCCAAUAAGUAAUCCAACUACAGGCCAUCACAUCAACCCUUUGAAUGCCCAAAUCAAUCCUCAUUCUGUUGUUGAACCAGUGAGUCAUCAUGACAUGAUACCAGCUAGUGUUGUACCUGCUGCUCAUCAUACAGCUCCGAUCAAUCCACGAACAUCAAAUCUAGCAGCUAGGCUUCCACACAGGAGAGGUGAUCAUCAUAUGUUUUUGACAUCUGAUGAUAAUGCUAUGAUGAAGCACAUUGAAGAAACUCAUAUCCCAGAUGGCCGCGACUUUGAUGUCAAGCCUCUUGUUCAUAUUAUUGAGGAUAUUGUGCAUCGCGCUACUCCCAUUGCUGGACAUGUUCAUGAAGCUAAAGUUCAAGCACAUUUGGAAGCAUUGGAAGAGAAGGCUCCCCACAGUGGACUUACUGACAUACUCAACUAUUUGGCAUAUCCUAUUCAUAGAAUUAGUAUGGAGUUGAUAAGCAAAUGUGCUAACAAAGAAGAUGCACACUCAACAACAAUGUCACUGCUUCAUUCACUCACAACCUAUGCCUGGGACACAAAAGUCGCGAUAACAUUCGCGGCUUUUGCCCAGCAAUAUGGUCAAUUUGGUCUGCUUGCUCAUCAGUAUACUACGGAUCCACUGGCUAAGUCUGUUGCAAUCAUCAUGGAACUUCCAGAAAUUAUGAGUCGUCAAGAUGUUCUCAAGCAUAAAUUUGACGCGAUCCAUGAUCUGAUCGACAAAAUGUUGGAUGUAACAAAGUGUAUUAUCGAGUUUAGAGACGUUCAAACGUCUCACAGUCAACAUGUUAUCACACAAGAAUUGGAAAUGUUGAUCAAUACUGCCCAUAUUUCCACUGCUGCUUACUGGACUAUGAGGGCUGCUGUCAUGUGUGCUGCUAUGAUUCUGAAUCUCAUUGCCAUUGGCCACGAGCAAAUUUCUUCAACAUCCGAGUCUUGGGAGUUAUCUAGUUUGACUCACAAGCUUGCAAACAUAUUGGAUCAUCUCAAAAAGGUUCUUAACCUUUGUCACCAAAAGAUUGAGGAGAAGAGGCAACAUGAUGCAUUUGAAGCACUUCUGCGACUCCUCAGGACACCUCACAUUGAUAACAUGAAGAUACUCUCAAUCUUGAUUCACUCCAAGGAUGAUCAACUCCCACUUUUUGAUGGAACUCAUAAGAGAAGGGUAAGUCUUGAUGUUCUAAGGAGGAAGCAUGUUCUACUAUUGAUCUCUGAUCUAGACAUUGCACCCGAAGAACUCUUUAUCCUCCACCACAUGUACACUGAAUCCAAGAUGCAACCAAACAGGCCAGAGAGCAACUAUGAGGUUGUAUGGAUCCCUGUGGUUGACAAGAGGCUAACACCAUGGACUGAAGCAAAACAAAUGAAAUUUGAAGAAGGACAAGCUUCAAUGCCAUGGUACUCAGUGGCACAUCCAUCGAUGAUCGAUCCAGCAGUGAUAAGAUGCAUUAAGGAGGUGUGGGGAUUCAAGAAAAAGCCUCAGCUUGUUGUUCUUGAUCCACAAGGCAAAGAAGCAAACAACAAUGCUUACCAUAUGUUAUGGAUUUGGGGAAGUUUGGCUUUUCCUUUUACUAAAGCUAGGGAGACAGCUCUGUGGAAGGAACAAUCUUGGAAUAUUGAACUCUUAGCUGAUUCCAUUGAUCAAAACAUUUUCACUUGGAUAAGUGAAGGCAAAUGCAUAUGCUUGUACGGAGGAGAAGAUAUUGAAUGGAUCAGAUCAUUCACCUCAUCAACGCGAGCUGUUGCAAAUGCAGCUCGCGUUCCACUAGAGAUGCUCUACGUGGGGAAAAAGAAUCCAAAAGAAAGAGUCCGGAAGAACAGCUCAAUAAUCCAAAUGGAAAACUUGAGCCAUGUGGUGCAAGACCAAACUCUAAUUUGGUUCUUUUGGGAAAGGCUAGAAAGCAUGUGGCACUCUAGGACUCAACAAGACAUCCCCGGUGAAACUGACCCGAUCCUUCAGGAGAUUGUGACGAUUUUGAGCUAUGAAGGAAGUGAUCUUGGAUGGGCUGUAUUCAGCCGCGGAUUGGCUGAGAUGACUAGAGGUAAAGGUGAUCUGAUAGUGCAAGUUAUGAAGGGAUUUGAUCGUUGGAGAAAUGAAGUGAGUGAUAUAACUACAUUUGUUCCUGCAUUGGACCGUCAACUUCGUGAUCUUCAUAGUCCACAUCAUUGUACUCGACUAAUUCUACCGAGUACCUCUGGACAUAUUCCUGAGAGAGUGGUUUGUGCUGAAUGUGGCCGUCCAAUGGAGAAGUUUAUCAUGUAUCGCUGCUGCAUUGAGUGAGGAUUUAUGGUGGAUGAAUGGAGCUCCUAGAGGACUAUAAAUUUGAAUAAAAGGACCAUUUACUAGUCCUCUUGUGAGUAUUAUUAUUGUUCUUACUUUUGCCUUUUUUGAUAUUCAUGUACUUGUUUUGAUAUUUGAGUGUGAGAUGUAAUGCUAUAGGCUAUACAGCCUUGUGCAAUAUUUAGUGAAAAUCAAUAAAAGUAUUUCAUCAUUGAUGGAGUAAGAA
Solanum pennellii is the source of this 2671-nucleotide messenger RNA. Its product is annotated as protein SIEVE ELEMENT OCCLUSION B-like. The transcript is spliced from 8 exons. The record is from RefSeq and is a predicted model, not a curated record. Gene Ontology annotation, biological process: phloem development. Bases 58 to 2445 code for a protein of 795 amino acids. NCBI's taxonomy places the organism in Eukaryota, Viridiplantae, Streptophyta, Magnoliopsida, Solanales, Solanaceae.